Molecule: messenger RNA, 1776 nt
Organism: Botrytis byssoidea
Lineage: Eukaryota; Fungi; Ascomycota; Leotiomycetes; Helotiales; Sclerotiniaceae
Exons: 3
Coding region: 1-1776 (591 amino acids)
Cellular component (GO): spliceosomal complex
Source: RefSeq, a predicted model, not a curated record
AUGUCAAGUAUUGAUGAUUUGUUCAAGAAGCCAGCUUUACCCAGCCAUAAGCGCAAAUUAGAACCUACUCGAGAUCCUAAUGAAAUCUAUAAAUCCGCGAAAUUAUCCGCGAACGGCCAUGCGAAAAGCAAUGGCAAACAACCGGCAGUAGAAGAGGAUGAUGAUACAGAAGCUGGACCUUCCCCUCCGCCUGAUGACGACGAAGAAGACUAUGGACCAGAUAUUCCGGACGAUGAAGAGGGUCGAUUUUUCGGUGGUGGUAUCACGAAAGAUGAAUCUGAAAUAUUAGAUUAUAUGGAUGGACAAGAAAGCGCGGAGAUCGUUCCUGAGAAAAUCGACUCGGCCUGGUUACGGAAAAUGGCCCUGAAUUUUGAGAAGAAGAUCACGAAGAACGCGGAAUUGAGAGCUAAAUUUGAAAGCGAUCCGCAAAAGUUUAUGGGGAGCGAAGCGGACCUAGAUGCAGAUAUCAAAGCUCUAAGUAUUCUAUCAGAACAUCCUGAAUUAUAUGGAGAAUUUGCGAAGCUAGGUUGUGUUGGAAGCUUGGUUGGGUUGCUGGCGCACGAAAACACAGAUAUUGCGAUUGAUGCCGUGGAGAUCAUCAGCGAACUUACUGACGAAGACGUGGAGGCCGAACAAGAACAGUGGAAUCAAAUCGUGGAUGCUAUGAUUGAGGCAGAUUUAUUAGAUCUGUUGGUCUCGAAUUUUGCGAGGUUCAAUGAAACCAAUGAAUCGGAUAGGAGUGGUGUAUAUCAUGCAUUGUCUGUGUUGGAAAAUUUGGCGUCGAGAAUAACGCUUGCGGAGAAGAUUGGCCAGGAGACAAACAUACUGAAUUGGUUACUGAAUCGAAUACCGAAAAAAGAGUCGCCGGUGAGCCAGAACAAGCAAUACUCGGCAGAAGUCAUGGCAAUUCUCCUUCAAUCAUCUUCACUGAAUCGACGGAAACUUUGCGAACUAGACGGUGUUGAUCUCCUACUUCAAAUAUUGGCAGCUUACAGAAAACGCGAUCCUAUCAAAGGAACUGAGGAAGAAGAAUUCGUAGAAAACGUGUUCGACUCCUUGACCUGCUGUGUUGAUGAGCCGGAAGGAAAACAAAAAUUUGUUGAAGCAGAAGGUGUCGAACUUUGUUUGAUUAUGGUCAAAGAGGGCAAAAUGAGUAAAUCACGCGCACUUAGACUAUUAGACCAUGCAUUGGGAGGACAAUCUGGCGCAGAAGUUUGUGAAAAACUGGUAGAGGCGGCGGGUCUUAAGGUAGUAUUCGGAAUGUUUAUGAAGAAAAUCGACGGUCAAACCAUCGAGCAUUUACUAGGGAUAUUCUCAAGUCUACUGCGUCUACUGCCUGCCAAUCAAGCCGGUCGGAUUCGUACGCUUGCCAAAUUUGUAGAGAAAGACUAUGAAAAGAUAGGCAAGCUUGUGAAACUUCGUCGAGACUAUGCAGCACGUGUAUCGGCUGUAGAUACGGAAAUCCGGAAAGAACAAACGAGACUUGGCGCGGAGGAGAGAGAAGAGAUGGCAGACGAAUGGUUGUCGAGAAGGAUGGACGCGGGAUUGUUUUGUCUGCAGACUGUUGAUGUUAUUUUGGCAUGGUUAGUGGCGGAGGAUGCAGGAGCAGAAAAGAAGAUUCGGGAAUUGUUGGCGGAGAGAGAUGAGGGGUUGGAUUUAUUGAGGGAGACGAUACAAGAGCAAUUGGAUACCCUGGUAGGAGGAGAUGAAGAGGGAGAUGGUGAGGAGAAAUUGAUGAAGGAUAUGCUGGGAACGUUGGUGGAAUUUUUGACUUGA